Molecule: messenger RNA, 1341 nt
Organism: Ostertagia ostertagi
Lineage: Eukaryota; Metazoa; Nematoda; Chromadorea; Rhabditida; Trichostrongylidae
Source: the annotation of a GenBank genome assembly
AUGAAUUUGUCUCUCUUAUUAGUGGGUGGUUUUUUCGUUGUCGUCGUCGUCGCUCCUCCUCCUCAAAGAGUUCACGUGGAGCAACAGGCAACCCAUAACCAACAGGAACCACCUAAAGCUGAUCCCAAUCAACAUGCCGGUCCUCAAGAUGACGGGCAAAAGCCGAUGUAUGAGUUUGCCUAUUCGAAAUACCUAGAAGAGGUUGUGAAAAUUCUCGAGAGCGAACCGAAGUUUUCGGAAAAGCUCCGUGGAAUGCCUGAGGCGGAUAUCAAGGCGGGCAAGAUUGCUGAUCAUAUUGACGACCUCGAUAGUCAUGUGUUUGACAAGCUGACAAAAGCAAAGCUUGAUGAGCUUGAACGCUUGAGGGAACAGAUUCAGAAACAGAUCGAGGCUGACGGUGGUGCUCACAACGUGAAGAUUCCUGAUCAUUUGGAUGCAACCAACUGGGAAAAGUUUGGUAAAGAAGAUUUGAGGAAACUUAUUCGCCGCACGGUGGAAGACAUGGACACCAUUGAUCGUGAGCGACAAAAGAAAUUUAAAGAGUACGAAAUGCGAAAGAAGGCUGAAGAAGAUCAUAAACUUGCCCAAAUGAAUGAAGAGGAACGGCUAAGAGCCCAACAUGAGGCUGAGGAGGCGAAAAAACGACACAAUGAGCAUGAGAAAUUGAAACAUCCUGGAAGCCGCGACCAACUCGAGGAGGUCUGGGAGGAUACUGAUCAUAUGGAUAAGGACAAUUUUGAUCCUCGAACAUUCUUCGCUCUUCACGAUCUCAAUGGGGAUGGGUUCUGGAACGCCGACGAAUUAGAAGCUCUUUUCCAAAAGGAACUCGAGAAAGUCUACAACGAAACUGAUCCUGAUGAUGAUCCACGAGAACGCAUGGAAGAAAUGUAUCGAAUGCGUGAACAUGUGACCAAACAAAUGGAUAAGAACGGCGAUCGCCUGAUUUCUCUGGAUGAGUUCCUUCAGGACACGGAAGCGCAAACGCCCAACAAGGACCCUGGAUGGAAGGAUCUUGGUGAUCAACAGGUAUACACCGAUGAGGAGCUAAAGGAAUUCGAGAGGGCUUAUGCUAAAGACCAAGGGUGGGGAGAGCAUGCAUAUGACAUAACCACUCCAGCUCCUCCGACAACUGUUCCACAAGCUCAGCCAAUACAUCAGCAACCACAACAGCAUGCUCAACAACCGGUGCAUACUGGAGGGCAGGCGCAACAGCAGGCUGCUGUACCCAAUGCACAGCCUGUCUACCAACAGCAAGCGCAGCCUGUUCCUCAACAACAACAGGUUCCAAUCAAGCACGAGCCUAUAGUCGAAAAACCGAAGGACCCAGCUUAUGGCAUUUAA